Molecule: messenger RNA, 4883 nt
Organism: Cyclopterus lumpus (lumpfish)
Lineage: Eukaryota; Metazoa; Chordata; Actinopteri; Perciformes; Cyclopteridae
Gene: phc3b
Product: nascent polypeptide-associated complex subunit alpha, muscle-specific form
Exons: 12
Coding region: 612-4208 (1198 amino acids)
Cellular component (GO): PRC1 complex; nucleus
Molecular function (GO): zinc ion binding; protein binding
Source: RefSeq, a predicted model, not a curated record
UUUCUCCACCCGCGGACUAACCAGGCCCCUCGCAGACCCCGCAGCACGGUGGCCCCCCUGAGCCGCAGACCACGGCAGGUGUGGACGGUGGUGGUCCACCAGCAGAACGGUAACCACAACCCCCCCCCCCCCCCUCCUCCCCUUACUGGAUGCUGGAUGUACGGACUGCUCCGCUGGGGGUAAACACACCAAAAAAAGCCCUGGACGUGAUGCGACACACACUUGCACUGCAACUUUGUGCGUUUUUUUUUGUUGUUGUUUUUUUGUGCGCGUGUGUGGCUUUUCUGAAGGGAGCUUAAAGGCGGAUAAUCAGAGGUGAGGCUCGGUGGUAGUGUCGUCUGGGGGAGGGUGACGCGCACUUCGCAGCGAGCUCCUGCGCUGUCAGACGAGGAAGUGAGGCUUCACACACGCCCCAUUUCAGCCUGUCGACCCCGCUACUGCUGCUGCUGCUGCAAGAAAUAAUAAUAAAAACAGCUCCCAGACCCGCUCAUCAGACAGCAGCCAGGGACUUUAUAAGCAUGCGUUCACUUUCGGAUGGACGACACCGGGAAUAACCUGCAGGACGACGCCGAUUUCACGCACGGGGGGAGAGGGUUAAAGUGUUGGACAGGAUGGACCGGGAGCUGGUUCGUCAGAGCCAAUCAGAACGCGCCGAGCCCACCAAUGGAACCAGCACCGUGGCGCCGGACUCCUCCGCCCAAACAACCCCCAGCCCUCCUCGGCUCACCCCCAACCCCAUGCUCCUGGACUCCCCCACACCCACGCUGACGCCCACCACCUCCUCCCCUCCUCCCCCUCUCACCCCGGCGCCCUCUGUCUCCGCAGCCCACGUCCCCAAAGCGGCGGCGGCGGCGUUGGCUCCAUCUCCCCACAUCCUCGUCCCGGCUCCACCUAAGCUCACCACCACUGCAACCCCCGCCCUCCGCACGUACUCCCGCCCGAUCCUCCCCUCCCCGCCGGGCGCCCCCAAAACAUCUGCCCCCAAACCAACCCCUUCCUCCUCUUCCUCUCCGGUAGCGUCCAGCACCACCUCGCCCCUCCUCCAUCCUUCUUCUUCUUCUUCUGCAACGCACAGCAGCAGCAGCAGCACCGCCGGCGUGUCAACCAAGACCUCCGCCGGCCUGACCAAUGGGAACACAAGGCCCGUAUCGACGACGACUUCCACACCAAUCACGCCCUUUCACACGCCAGCGAGUCCACCUGGCAGACAGGUAUCACAGGCUCAUCCUGUGGGCACACCUGGUCAUGUGCGGGCCAAUCAGAGCCCAUCUCCUGUGAGGCAGAGGAUAUCCCAGCAGACAUUGCUCCUGGGGAAAGGUCUCAAAGGGUCUGGUCAAGACCAGGUGCUGCUUAGAGCUCAGAUGCUGAUUCUUACAUCUGCCAUGCGACCUUCCCUGUCCUCUUCCUCCUCCUCUUCCUCCUCUCCUUCUUCUAACCCUGCCUCCGCUAAGCUCCAGAGUCUCACCCUGAGGCCUCCUCCCCCCGGGGCCCUCACCAUCCCUCCCUCCCUUCGCCUCAAGCCGCCUUGCUCAGCCCCGCCUCCCCUCUCUCGCCCUCACGCCCCCCUCUUCCCCCCCCUCAGGCCGCGACCGCAGCCCUGCGCCACGGCAACGGAGUGCCCGAAAGCGCCCGGACGCCACCUCUCCGUCCUGCCUCCAACUCUUUACUCUCCGGUCCGAGCCGUCCCACUGAGACCCAGACUCCAUUCUCCGAACGGUCACAGGGCGGCGGCGCCGCGCCAAACCUCGCCCCUGCAGCCGAUCGCCGCCGCCCCCCCGCCCCCUGUCGGCAAGCCGCCGGCCGGACCGAAGGGCUGCCCGUUACCUCAGACGAUGCUCGGCGGCCAAUCGCAGCGCGGCCCGCUGUCCGUCGCCAACCCCAUGUCGGCCUCGUCCCACUUCGAGCGCUCACCGUCCGCGGCGAGGCAGCUGCAGAUCAUCGCCCUCUCUUCGGGUCGCCAAUCCUGCACGUACGGCCACGCCGUGCAGUCGGCGCCCGCCGUCGCUGAGCCGCCCGAGCUGUCCGGCCAAUCAAAGAGGUCACUGAGCGGCGGCGUGCUUCCUCUUCUUCUCCCUCUUCCUCUCAAUCCGUCGUUGCCAAAAAACACCUCGCCUCCGUCCCUCCUGAGUCCGGCGUCCCCUCCGAGUCAGCCCGGCCCUCAAACGCAAACCGUGACCCGGAAAGGAGAGCCGAAGGACGGCGAGGAGCAGCGAGAGAGGCCGCGAGGGGGGAGACAGGGAGGCAGAGGGGAGGCGAGUGUUGGUAAAGACCUGAGGGGGGAGAGAGACGACCAUAGGGAGAAAGCGAGGGAGGAGAAACCGCAGGAAGGAAGCCUCAUCGGUCGGAGGGAACAGGAAGUUGAAACGGCCAGAGAGGAAGAGGAAAUGGAGGUGACGGAGGAAGGCCGGAGUGGCGUAGAGAGAGGCGAAGAGAAAAAGAUGGCGGAGGAGGAGAAAGGAGAGACCGCCAUGGACCAGUCUGAGAACCGGACCGGUCAGGUUCUCCAUCAGUGCCAGAAAAUGGAUUUUAUCCCGACAUCCGACGCUGUUAAAGAGUCCAGCGUGGAACCGAAACACGUCCUGGGUCUCAUUCCGGUUCCGGCCCACACAGUCCCAGUAACAGCCCCAGUCACAGUCCCAGUAACAGUCCCAGUAAGAGCCCCAGUCACAGUCCCAGUAACAGUCCCAGUAGCAUUAACAGUCCCAGUAACAGCUCCAGUAACAGUCCCGGUAACAGUCCCAGUAACAGCUCCAGUAAAAGUCCCAGUAACAGUAACAGUCCCAGUGACAGUCCCAGUAAAAGCUCCAGUCCCGGAGGUCUCUCUCCAAAGUCAGAGGCUACCAGAGUCUCACCGGGACCUGCAGCCGGUCCCCCAGGAGGACUUCUGUGAGAACAUGUCAACGCAGUCCGACAACCAGUCAGCGCUGUCCAGCCUCUCCUCCCAGUCGCCCCCCUCCUCGCCCUUCCUCACACCCCCAACAGAAAACCCUCCCCCCCUCCUCCCCGCUCAGACCGCCCUCAGCCUCCCGGAGAAAGCCGACAAAGCGGUCGGCGAGUCGCGGCGCCCGGCCGAAGCGGAGGCGGGACCUCUCGGCCAGUCGGGAGACGAGUCCGAGAGCUUCGACCAAUCGGCUGGCGGCCCCUGGGAGCUGAGGGCGUGGCCUGAGGGGCGGCAGGUUCUGACUCACCUGGUGGAGGGAUUCGUCAUCCAGGAGGGGCUGCAACCGUUUCCUGUGAACCGCUCGUCCCUGCUGGUUCAAAAGAAGGUGACCAAACCGGAGGAAGUGAACGGGACCAAUGGGAGCGCGGCGUUGCCGGAUGCAUUACCGGAUGCGUUACCGGACGCGUUACCGGACGCGUUGCCGGAGGCUUUGCCGGAAGCAUUGCCAGACGCGUUGCCAGACGCCACAAAACAAGCGGUGCGCUCCAGUGAGUCGGAGGCCGAGGGAGCCGGGGACACAGACAACCACGCCAACAGGUCGACGCACAGGGACAGGACGGUGCUGCACUGUCAGUUCUGCGGGAAGCGAGGCCACGCCCACAACUUCAUGCGGUCCAAGCGCUUCUGCUCCACUUCCUGUGCGCGCGGGUUCAACGUUCGUCUGACGAAGCGUCUGCGGGCGCUGAGCGCGAGUAGUCGGUCCGAGAGGCCACGCCCAGUCCUGAACAGGGCGGAGUCUGUUCCUGGGAAGCCUCUUCUCCUGCGACUGUCUCGUGAUGUCUGGAGCGCCGGUCGGCGUGAGAAGGAGGUGAAGGAGAAGGCGGCGGCAGACGACGAGGAGGAGGAGGAGGAGGAGGAGGAGGAUGAAGACAUGGAGGAGGACACGGAGGGAGGAGGAGGGGAGGAGGACGAGGAAGAAGAGGAGGAAGACGAUGAGGAGGAGGAUCCUGCUGUUGCGAUGACAGCCCGGAUGGAGCGCCGGGCGGCGCGGAGGGCGGCGAGGAGGUCAUCCGCACCCGCACUGACCACCUCCACGCCCACGAGCACGUUCAAACCCGGCCCCUCCCACUGGAGCGUGGAGGACGUGACCGCCUUCAUUCACACACUGCCAGGCUGCAGCGACGUGGCCGAAGCUUUCCGGCUGCAGGAGAUCGACGGGCAAGCUCUGCUGCUGCUGACCGAGGACCACCUGAUGACCAGCAUGAGCAUCAAACUGGGACCGGCUCUCAAGAUCUGCGCUCACAUCAAUACACUGAAAAACCAGUGAGAGAGAGAAAGAGAGAGAGAAACAGACUGAUACAGAGAACAAAGAAAAAAGAGACUGACAGGGGCAAGAAGAGAAGAGUUUUUAAGAAAAACUGAGAAAAAAAAACAAAAGCUGACACCAAGAAUGACAGAACAAAGUCACAAAAAGAGAUUCACGGUAAUUUAUGAGAUUAUAAAUGGAGGUGUGGCCUUAGGAGACGGGAACCGAAGCGUGAAGUCCAGAAGAAAUUUCAUCUGUUUUGGGGCGCUCUGACUGUAGCAGGAAACCAGAUGGGGGGGGGAGGGGGAUUUUUUUAACUUUCUGUACAUUUUUCAUGCCGCUGGAGAGUGUAAAUUUGAAGCUAUUUCAUUAAGGAUUUUAAACAUUUAAUAUAUAAAAGAAUUUGUCUAUUUAGUUUUUUUAGAACGUGACGUCAACUACAAAUCUAUCCAGUAGCUAACAUAACCGGUGUGUGUAUACAAAAUAAAAAUAAUAUUAAUAAUAAUAAUAAUAAUAAUAAUACGUAGACUUUGUAAGUGAUUCAUGAAAGUUUAAUGUUUUAUAUCACUAUAUUCUGGACAACAUGUCUGUGAAAAAAAAGAAAAAAGAAGGUCACUAUCAGGGUAGACUGGUGUCUUUAAUCGUCACAUUUUUAUGGUAUCAUGCUUGAAAUUAUUUAAUAAAAGGAAUAAUUAA